Messenger RNA from Symbiodinium sp. CCMP2456, 4023 nucleotides. The record is from the annotation of a GenBank genome assembly. Lineage: Eukaryota; Dinophyceae; Suessiales; Symbiodiniaceae.
AUGCUGGAUCUCGAUGAAAUUACCGAGGACAUUGGCCUCGGACGCUUUCAACUAUUGCAGCAGCUUCUGGUCAGUGGUGUGAGGCUGGCCGAUGGAGCAGAGAUUCUUAUAUCCUCGGCAGUUCUCUCCAUUCUUCAACAGGAGUGGGAGCUGUCCCCGGCACUCAAAGGUUCCAUGAUGUCUAUCAUCUUCAUCGGUGUUUUCUUCGGCAACUUGAUGGGUGGGCCGGCGGCUGAUGCCUACGGCCGGCGCCUGGCCGUGCUCCUGGCCUACGCUCGCGGCUUACAAGCUUGCAGGAUAAAGAAGCGCUCGCUCAAGCGGGCUAUGCGAAGAGCAGACAGGGAUGGCAAAGCAGCAUACCACGGUGGUAUUAUACCAAGGUGGACUCCUCCCUUUGAACCUGCAGCGCCAAAGCCACAAAUCAUGCCAUGGACGCAAACUUGGGACAGACUGACUGUUGUUCAGUGGAACUGUGGCGGACUUUCGCAGGAGCUGCAACUCGAGUGGUAUACCUGGCUCAGGCGCGACCCCAGCAUUGGAGUCUUCAUCCUGGUGGAGACGCAUUGGUCUUUCACUAAUGACUUUCAGUCUGAGGGAUGGACGCUGAUUCACAGUGGAACUUCAAAGAAAAAGGGUGCUGGGGUUCUAGUGGGCAUUCGAUCUGACCUGAUCGAUCAGCAUAGCAUGAAAUGGAAUGAACUGGAAGCAGGAAGGCUACUGCACGUCAGAUGCCACAUUCGCCGGCAGCAAUAUGAUAUCCUGGCCAUAUAUCAGCACGCCCUGGCGCGUGUAAGCGGCGAGGAGCAGGCGGAGCUGAUGACCAGACGCCGAGCAUUGUGGCGUAAGUUGGACGGAGCAAUUGCCGGGUUUCCUUUUCGGUCCUCGCUUUUAAUAGCAGGGGACUUCAACAUGGUCUUCGAGCCGCUUGCGGAAGUGGCAGGUCAUGGAAUCCGACCGGGAGGUGACACGGAGAAGCUGAAAGCAGAAAGGGCGGAAGUGAUGGAGAUCUUCAAGGCGCGCAGGCUGGUUGUUCUGAACUCGUGGAGCAAAGCGGCAAUAACGUAUCAUCAUCCGAAUGGUUCUUCACAGAUCGAUUACAUACUUGUCAGACGGCAAAGUGCGGAUAUUGAGUCGCGCAAAUGUGCCCCAGUCAGCACGCCCCUGGCUGGAUGGAGAUCGGCUGGACAUUUUCCAGUCGUGGCGUCGAUCAAGGCCAACUGGAAACCCUGGAAGCAAGGAAUUACGCUUCCUCCGGAAAGGCGAGACACGGCGCCAACAGUGGAGGAGAUCCGGGCCCAACUUCAUCCAAGCCUCCAAGGGCUGCAGAAAGCGGUGAAGCUGCAUCUGGAGGCACCAAAGAAAAGGGUGGCAAUGCCCAAGCUCCGCGAGGCCACGCGAGAUGUGGAGGCCAUAUGGGCAGCUACCUCAGGAGAGCAGUACGCCAAUGCGGAGGAUGCGGCGGGCACGGCCGAGGCUCAGGCAGUCCGCAAACGUGAAAUGAGGAAACUGGCCCGACAGAGAAAGCGGGAUGCCCUGCUGGAGACGCUGGCGCUGGUCGGAGAGGCACAGAAUGCGAGAUGUGAUGCGCUGGCGGAGCACGCCAAACAACUCUUCGCUGCUCCAAGAUAUGACCCUCCGGAGCUGCUCCCACUUCCGCACGAAUGGUUUGACGCUGAGGAUCUAGCACCCACCCUGCAACGCAUAGCGUGUGAAGCAUUGUGCUCUGAGCGCCCCUACGUGCCGGAGUUCUGGACGCGAGUGCAGUUGGCUUGGUUACCAAAGCCAGGGUACGUGGAAGACCACACGGCCAGAAUCCUGAACAUUGCGGACCAAGAGCUUCUUGGUGGCUUAAUGCUUAGCAUUAUUGACUUGAGUAAAGCUUUCGACUAUUUGGGGUACAGCGAAAUGCACACUGCGUUGCAGGACACCGGCAUGCCCGAAGAAAUAAGUCGUGUCUUAAUCCACAUACAUCAGCAGACAACUUUGCACAUAGAGCAUGGCGGUUAUGGACGCGAAGUCAAGAUGCAGCGAGGACUACGGCAAGGUUGCGGGGUAGCUCCAAUGCUUUACUCAUGCUGGACUGCCAAACUAUGCAAGGAGAUUGACAAGCAAAUUCAACUGCGAGACCAUGCCGGGACCUUACAUGCAUCAUGGACGCAAUCUCACAUGUCCAUCUUCGCAGACGACAAACAUUGUUUUUGGGAUAUCCAGUCGUGCUAUGCCUUUGAACGAGCUCUACGACAAAUCAGGAUUGUAAUCGAUGUCAUUUCGAGCUCAGGCAUGGUGAUCAACUUCCAGAAAUCAAUGGCCGUCCUCGCGCUGAAGGGCACCCAGGCGCAGCAAAUCAUCAAACGGCAUACAAAGCAAUGGAAUGGUGAUAAAUGCUUGGUGCUGCGCAGUGAGGACAAUGACAUCCGCAUUCCUAUAGUGCCAAACCUGACGUAUCUGGGGGUUGUCUUAAACUAUGGCCAGUUUGAGCAGGCCACGGCCAAAUAUCGAUGCACGCAGGCCAACGUCAGCUUCGCGCAGCUCAAGAAUGUGCUGAGGGUAAAUGGCGUCCUCAACAAGGCGCAGAGACUCAGAGUGUACAAAGCAUGUGUGUGGCCCUCCCUUCUUUAUGGCAUAAGUGCGGUAGGAGUCACUCACGCAGCCCUUCGUGCUCUACAAAGCACUGCGGCUCAGCACUUACGCAAAAUCCUGCGCGUUCAUGAGAAGGGCCACACAAACAACUCCAUCCUCGAGCAGGCGGACUUGAUUCCACUUCAGCACAUCAUACAACGCCUGGACAAACAGGCCGGGACCCUGAAGCAGGAUGUUAGCCGACAUGCAGAGCUUCGAUGUCGGGAAGAGCGUCGAUUGCAACAAAUAAUCGAGCAGGUACAGAUUCUGCAGGCGCAUGGCCCAACGCAGGCUUUGACACAGGCAGAUACGGGUUCCAUUGCCCAGAUCCCGUGCCCGGUCUGCGGAGUGUACUUCGGCACUGCGGAAGGUCAGAGCAUCGAUCAACUACUCGAGGAGAUCUACCAGGAAGAAUUACGAGAACCCAAGUCCGAGCUCAUUGCAGCCAAUGAUCUGGGAAAGGCCGCGACAGUCUCAUCUUUGCAGAUCCGAACCAUUGCCGGCAUGCAGCAGGCCAGGCAGCGCACUGGUACCAUCAAGGACUUCUUCGGGCGACGGCCAGUGCCCCAUCAAGUGCCCCCAGCAGCGCAUCGACCCUGGUAUUGUCGUCUCAGGCUGGACAAUCCCUCCUCGCUCUGCUACGCCAACGCGGGCGUCUUACUCCUGGUGCAUGGGUCAAGCCAACUCUGUAACUACCCGGAGGAGCUGAAGUUCCUUCGAGCAGUUGGGCGCAACGCAGCUGAGCGGGAUGUCACCCUGCUGCUGCCUCGGAUGCAUGGCUUACGCAAGCUAGCUCCACAAUGGGAGUUCGGCGCGGAACAGAAGGAUGCGGCUGAGCUUUUGCGUGUGAUGUUCACGCAACUUCCUGAUCUGCAGGUGGUGUGGGACACUCGCACCAACGCAGAAGAAGGAGUGCGCCUCCGGGUACAAGGCGCGCUCCCCAUACCGCUCCAGCUACCAAUGGGACGUGGCCCGAAUAAGCUUCAGGACCUGAUCCAUACCUGGAACCAGCAGGACGACUCGGUCACAGCCCUAACUGUACAAGCCCCGAUGAUAUGUUUUCAGCUGGGUCGCUAUCACAUGCAGGCCAAAAAUUUCAACGUCGUGGACCUCCCGACGCAUGUGCAGGUCCCUGUCUUUCAGGAGGACUCCAGUGUACAAUGGUGCCAGUACGACAUUGAAGGGGCAAUUAUACACCUCGGCAGGACUCCGACUGCGGGUCAUUACCGAGCCUUACUCAAGGUCGAGGGCUUAUGGUGGCUCACAGAGGAUAAGAAACCUGCAGAACAUGUCAACCUACAUGACGGGCACUGCCGGAAUGUUUAUAUCAUCUUUUUGAUAAGCAAGCUGGCGAAGAGGGAGGCACAAGCGCAGACGUUCAGUUCUGUGCCUCGUGCUGCGUAG